AUGGGGGAAGAGAAAGUGGCGGUGGCACCGCCAUCAACCCCUGGUGCCGUUGGUGGAGGAGGCGGAGAAAUUAAUGUAGCUCAGCCCAUGGGUGCGCCGCCACCAACGGCUCUGGCGCCGGGUUUCCGAUUUCAUCCCACAGAUGAGGAAUUAGUAAGGUAUUAUCUGAGGAGGAAGAUUUGUGGGAAGCCCUUUAGGUUUCAAGCGGUUACUGAGAUCGAUGUUUACAAAUCUGAGCCCUGGGAACUCGGACGUUUUUCAUCUGUCAAGUCUAGGGAUCUGGAGUAUUUCUUUUUCAGCGCCCUUGACAAGAAGUAUGAGAGUGGGUCUCGCCUGAAUCGCACCACCGGAAAUGGAUACUGGAAAACCACCGGCAAGGAUCGUUUAGUCCGUCAUAAGGAUCAGACAAUUGGGUUGAAGAAAACACUGGUUUUCCAUGGUGGGAGAGCGCCUUGUGGGAAAAGGACAAAUUGGGUGAUGCAUGAGUACCGACUGGUGGAUGAAGAGCUGAAAAGAGCUGGAGUGGCACAGGAUGCAUUUGUCCUCUGUAGAAUUUUCCACAAGUGUAAUCUUGGUCCUCCAAAUGCUGAUCGUUAUGCGCCGUUUUUGGAUGAGGAAUGGGAUGAUGAUGAUGAUCAUACAACUCUCUUCAUCCCUGGAGCCGCGCAAAUGGAGAAAUCGGAGGCACCGAACCCACGCAAAUGGUUGAUGAAGGAGAAAUUGGAGAUACUGGAGCCGCGCAAAUGGUUAGUGCAGAAUAAAAGGCCUACGCAAGAUGAUCAAAGCUCGAGCCGGGCAAAUGGUUCGGAGGAUUCUACUACUUCUAGACAGAAUCCUACAACAACGAGGAUUAUGAAUAAGGCUUCUGGUCAGUGUGAUCAUCCAAGUCAGCCUCCCAAGGGAAUACCAUUUAUUUGCAAUAGGGUGAAAUCAAAGGAGCCGGCGCCAGAGCCUCUCUCUUUAGGGCAAACUAAAAGGCCUCGGCAAGAUGAUCAUAGCUCGAGCCACACAAAUGGUUCGGAGGACUCGACUACUACCAGCCAGAAACCUACAACAAUGAUGAUUAUGAAUAAGGCUUCUGGUCAGUGUGGUCAUCCAAUUCAGCCUCCCCAUGGAAUACCAUUUAUUUGCAAUAGGGUGAAAUCAAAGGAGACGGAAUCUCUCUCUUUAGGGCAAACUAAAAGGCCUCGGCAAGAUGAUCAAAGCUCGAGCCACCCAAAUGGUUCGGAGGACUCUACUACUGCCAGUCAGAAACCUGCAACGAUGAUGAUUGUGAAUAAGGCUUCUGGUCAGUGUGGUCAUCCAAGUGAGCCUCCACAGAGAAUACCAUUUAUUUGCAAUAGGGAGAAAUCAGAGGAGCCGAAGCCUUUCUCUUUAGGGCAAAAUAAAGGGCCUGGGCAAGAUUAUCAAAGUUCUAGCCACGCAAAUGGUUCGAAUCACUCUACUGCUACCGGUCAGGAACCUACAAGAAUGAUGGUUAUGAGGAACAAGGCUCCUGGUCAGUGUGAUCAAACAAGUGAGCCUCCUCAGCGAAUACCAUUCAUUUGCAACAGGGAGAAAUUAGAGGAGCCGGAGCCGGAGCUGGAGCCUCUCUCUUUAGUGCCACAUAAAAGGCCGAGGGAAGAUGAUCCAAGCUCCAGCCAGACAAAUGGUUCAGAGGACUCUACUACUACGAGCCGGGAACCUGCAACAAUGAUGAUUAUGAAUAAGGCUCCUGGCCGGUGUGAUCAUCCAAGUGAACCUCCUCGGGGAAUAACAUUCAUUUGCAACAGGGAGAAAUCAGAGGAGCCAGAGCCUCUCCCUUUAGGGCAACAUAAAAGGCCGAGGCAAGAUGAUCCAAGCUCCAGCCAGACCAAUGGUUCAGAGGACUCUGAUACUACUUCGAGUCAGGAACCUACUACAAUGAUGAUGACGACAGAUAAUGUUUCUUCUUCACUUUUAGAAUUUCCUUUACUAGAAUCCGUAGAACCUAAAGAAAGCCAGCCAGCAAGCACAGCUACAUUUGACUCUUCCAGUCUCGAGAAAUCUGUGCCUCCUGGCUUCUUGAAAUUCAUUAGUAAUUUAGAGAAUGAGAUCAUGGAUGUAUCCAUGGAGCGGGAAGCUUUGAAGAUUGAAGUGAUGCGAGGGCAAGCCAUGAUUAACAUCCUUCAAUCACGCAUUGAUCGCUUGAACAAGGACAAUGAAGACUUGAGAAGACUUGUUCGAGGAGUCUAG
This is a messenger RNA of Oldenlandia corymbosa var. corymbosa, 2214 nucleotides long. The record is from the annotation of a GenBank genome assembly. NCBI's taxonomy places the organism in Eukaryota, Viridiplantae, Streptophyta, Magnoliopsida, Gentianales, Rubiaceae.